CGUAUGACCUUACGCACGCACAACACUGUGUAUCCGGAAGUUUGAUACCCGAGUGCAAGAACAGUUUCAAGGGGAUUUUAUUUAGCACCGUAUUUACCACAAAACAAAACCACGUAUAUAAUGUUUCUGGGUCGUUGUUACAACGCGAUACUUUUGGACAGUUUUCAGGGCACAAGAAAACAGAUAUGUUAUUUGUUUUGCUUUGACAGAGGAGCAAACAGGAGACACGUGACUCGGUCACCCAGUGGAGGUGGACAUGGGAAAGGUGUGUGGUCGCUGGGCAGAGAGUUGAGCACAUCUGCUAAAGUGAUGCAGUAUGACAUGACCAGCUCAAACCUUGCAAAAUCUGGCCACAGAACACUUCUCUUUGAUACACAUGCAAUGGUCCAACUCCUGGAAGCGAGCGGGUUCACAAUGCAGCAGGCUGAGGUUAUUGUUAAAGUACUGCUCAAUACAACCAACACCAACAUGGACAUCAUGUAUAGUGAUAUGGUCACUAAGUCUCAGCAGGAAAUCAUGCUACAGAAGAUAAUGUCACACAUUGCAGCAGUAAAAAAAGACAUGAUCAUUUUGGAGAAAAGUGAAUUUUCCGCUUUACUGGCCGAGAACGAUAGAAUUAAAGUAGAUCUUUCACAAUUGAACAUGCAGCUUUCAGAUAUGCUGAAUAAAGUGCGCUUAAACAACAAGCUAGAUGUAAACACGGAAAAAAGCAAGGUGAAAGAGAAGAGGUCAGAGCAUGAAAAGAAGAUUCUGGAGACCAGAAACAGCAUGAUGGAAUUGCUUGCUGAACAGGACCGCCUGGUGACUCAGAGUAAUGUGAAAAUCGAUACCGAAGUAGCCGGACUAAAAACCAUGUUGGAAUCUCACAAACUGGACAGUUUUAAAUAUCUAGCAGGCUCAGUGCUCACAUGUCUCACAGUAGUGCUUGGAUUCUUUCGAAUAUGGAUGUGAAUGCAGAGAAAUCUUCACAAAACAAUACCCAACAUAUCUCUUAUAAGGACGAGCAUUAAAUCCUAGCGAAGAAAUUCCUGAUCAGCGUCGUAUCAGAGGAUUUCAUUUAGUUUGCAAUCUGACCAGAUCUUACAGGUUCUGAUGCUCCCUGUACUCCAUGUGAAGAAAUUCCCUGCUGCUGAGAACAUUGUUUUUUUAUUUUAUUUCGAUGUUCUAUAUUAAUUUUUGUUAAUAUUAGUGCAAUUAUUUGUGUAAAUACUUAUUACCUUUUUAUCUGAAAUGCACUUCAUAAGCGUUAUUGUUCUCAUUAAAUGUUCUGUUAGGGAAAUACGGACCGUGCCUUUUUGUCUCUGGGCAGAAAUGUAAAUAUAUACAUUUAUUUAUGUUUUAGCAAAUCAGUGACACUGCGAUCACAGCCUUACUAAUGGUUUCUAACUUGUAUAGAUCUGUACAAAUAACUAAACCGAUGAAAUAAAUGAAGUGACCAAAGACGA
Molecule: messenger RNA, 1445 nt
Organism: Tachysurus fulvidraco (yellow catfish)
Lineage: Eukaryota; Metazoa; Chordata; Actinopteri; Siluriformes; Bagridae
Gene: mcur1
Product: mitochondrial calcium uniporter regulator 1
Exons: 9
Coding region: 121-951 (276 amino acids)
Biological process (GO): positive regulation of mitochondrial calcium ion concentration; calcium import into the mitochondrion
Cellular component (GO): mitochondrion; mitochondrial inner membrane
Source: RefSeq, a predicted model, not a curated record